AUGUCUCCCAAGGAGGGUAACGCGUUCGCCCAAAUCAAGGCCAAAGAGCAAUACCGGAAGUCCGAGGACUCGAACAGAGCUUCCAAACCAGCCAAUACCGGGAAGACUUCAGGACUCGAUCACGACGCCGAACUCGCCGUCUCCAUGCCCAGGCCGCGCCACGACCGUCCUGAAGGAAUUCCAUCCCCAACCUCGAAGACGAGUAUUUUCACCAAACCUAACGUCACAAAGAAAAGAUCGACCACCGAGCCAACUUUGCCGACCGAGUUGACCUUCAAGAACGAAGCCGCCGAAAAGAAGAAAUCGAAGGUGGCAACACUGCGGUCCAAGUUCAGUCUCAAGGACCUGGGUAAAGAAUUCCGAAGAGAAAAGGACAUACCUCCCUUGAGCAGCAUGCCGAAGCUUGGUGGCAGAUCGAGCAAUGAUGCAAAGCGUCCUUCUUCCGAUGGCGAUACUCAUAGCCUGACGGAACAAAACUUCAACGAAGCAAAGUUGUAUGUUCCCAAAACUAGGAAGGGUGAUGUGCAUCCAUACUCCGCUCCUCCACACACAUCAAGCUUCAGCGAGUCUGCAACGAUGGACAAGCAGUCCCAGGAUAGCAUGUUGUCCUGUACUUCCGUGCACACUCCAACAAAGAGCACUAAUGUUGCAAAGUCGGAACAGGAGUUCCAGCAUAGCCUUGUUCAUAGCACUGACUCUGGUCAACAUGCUAACCCGCAUCUCGAGACAUUGCUUGUUCAUAGCACUGACUCUGGUCAACAUGCUAACCCGCAUCUCGAGACAUUGCUGCUUGGCGGCUCGUCCCCUGCGGCUCGCACAGGCGAAUGCAAGAACACUGGUCAGCCAGAAGUUGUCCAAGUGAACAACCGCAUCGCCAGCCUGCAAGCUGAAAAUAUCGAGUCCACAGUACCGUCUUCGCCCAAGACUCCACCCCCUCCACCUCCCCUUGCUCCAGACGCCAAUCCCGCCACACACUCACCGUCCAUAUACGACACGCCUAAGACGGUCACGUCAAAGAUGGCAGCACCCUCUUUGCCCGAAAAGAAGGAGAGACCGAAGAUAAGCCAUCCUCUGAUCGUGUCCUCUUCCAGUUACAAAGGGAAAGCUCGUGAAGAGCAGGUUUAUGACCAGCUUUUCAUGGCCCCACGCGCGGCGCCUCCUCUUCCGCCGGCUUUGCCUCACAAGGCCAGAGCUCGAGAGGAGCAGAGAAUCAAUCACAACCAGAUCCCCAAGGAUGAGAACCAGUUCUAUGGAGUGACCAGCCAUGGUGGGUACGCCCCUCCCCCUCCACAUCCUGGCUACCAGAACACCGUGACCCUGGAGCAACAGCUGGCUGCACACGUUGAUUCGCUGCAUUACCACGUCAAUACAGCGGUCCAGAAGCUUAGCAAGUCCUUCGAGAACAGCAGUAACUGGACCGCAGAUCAGAUCCUGAGACAGGUCGAGACCAUGUCCGAUCUUGCUCGUGUCAUCAACGUCCGCACCGUGACUCAAGCAGAAAUUGUGAAAGAUCUGCCCCGUCUUAUGGUAGACGUGGUCCACCAGGAAACUCGUCAACUAGAAGAUAGAAUGAAGGUGUUUGUUCAGCAGGAGAUGACCAAGCUGAAGGGCGAACUAGGCGAGCUGAUAGUGUCCAACGUUAGGGCAGCUACCGGUCAGCCGCAAGACUCCAAACGCUCUGGGGCGGAUACUUCCAACCACGGAUCUCAGGGAUGGACGGCCAAGCCACCCAGGGACGGUAAUAGACAAGGCCAGCAGUACCAGAACAAAAGAAAGUCGCGCCAAAUGCCAACCAAAAGGGAGGAACCGACCUCCAACAAAGCUGAUCAAAAGAAGCCUGCAGGAGACUCCAAGCAGGAAGACACCCCUGCCCCCGGACCACAGGCUGAAGCCCUAUCCGUCGAACAAACCCCAGCUGACAAUGGUCCGGCACCUAUUGCUGCCUCUGAUACUCCAAACCCUUCGAACAACGAUUCAACUCCUGUCCAGGCCAAGCGUACAGUCGCCAAAGAUCCAGCCGAAGAAUUGUCUGGAAGCCCUGAGUCAAAGACCGCCAAGUUGAGCAUCUCAGGCCCCAUACCUAUUGUUGAGGGAGACCAGAUCGCGGAGAGACACCGCGCAACGAGCCUACAGCGUGAGUCUGACACUAGAUCUCAAGGUGCUUUCAGUAGCGAAGACCCGAAAACUCCCAAGAAGAAAGGCAUUUUCAAUAGUUUCCGUCGACUCAAUAAUGGUGACAAUUCCGGCUCCAGAUUUCUUCGAACCCAUCGGCGCCCGAAAGAAGGCUACUCAGCUACCGAGCAGAGUCACUGCCCUCGUCUCGCAGUUUCGUUCGCAAACUCGGGGUCAUCCCCUGCGUCGUCCGCAAACGCAGUCGCAGGGUCACAAAUCCACAGAGAAAACAGCCCAAGUCUAGUGCAUCCCGCCCUCCGCAACCCGCACCAGAAGCAGAUAAUGCUUGAUCGUGAACGUCACUUGGCCCAGAUAGAGCGUCAAAUCCAGAGCCACGCCCAUCCUCUCCGCUCCUCUCACUCUCACCACAAUUUCGAUACCAAGGCAGCCAGAUCCAAUUCCCCACUUCUACCCCUCCCGCCAUCGUUCGUUACUUACAAUCCCAGCGCUACUAGAUAUGCUGCGGGAUUUUCGAUGGCUACCACCGCAUCCUCGUCUUCCUUCCCCGAUAUGAGAGCUUAUCAGGGCAACAUGCACUACCCUCAUUCAGCCUCGACACCCCAGCUCACUUCGCUUCCCCUCCCCCCGAACGAUCAGGGGCCCCUUCAGCCUCACCCACCACACUAUUUCGGGUCGCCUUCUCUGCCAGCCUCGGUUCAUGGCCACGGACCCAACCAUCUCCCCUAUCAGUCCAACGGUGUCGACUGGAACGGUAAUGCCGAUGCCAGUGGCCCAAUUCUGGAUGAGUCGGGAUAUCCAAUCAACAACUUUUUCUAA
This is a messenger RNA of Aspergillus calidoustus, 2949 nucleotides long. The record is from the annotation of a GenBank genome assembly. Lineage: Eukaryota; Fungi; Ascomycota; Eurotiomycetes; Eurotiales; Aspergillaceae.